This is a messenger RNA of Penicillium canescens, 1455 nucleotides long. Its product is annotated as putative MFS glucose transporter. The record is from RefSeq and is a predicted model, not a curated record. Gene Ontology annotation, biological process: monosaccharide transmembrane transport. Gene Ontology annotation, molecular function: hexose transmembrane transporter activity. NCBI's taxonomy places the organism in Eukaryota, Fungi, Ascomycota, Eurotiomycetes, Eurotiales, Aspergillaceae. The transcript has 2 exons. Gene Ontology annotation, cellular component: membrane. The coding region runs from base 1 to 1455 and encodes 484 amino acids.
AUGUCAGAUACAUCAACCAAGUCAAGCGUGACGCCGUAUUUGGUCUAUCUCGUAUUCAUCACCACGCUUGGCCCGCUUCAAUUCGGCUACCAUUUGGCAGAGCUAAAUGCCCCUCAAGCAGUGAUAACAUGUGAACGCAAAGGUGUUCAUUCUGCAGGCAUUACGUUCCAUGGUCUGCCGCAAUGUCUUGCGAUGAGCCCAUCCCAAUUCGGCCUGGUCUCCUCAAUCUACACGCUCGGUGGUCUGGUCGGGGCUCUGCUGGCAGGACCUGUCUCGACUAAGUACGGGCGUCUCCUUGCCCUCCGGGCGACUACGGUGUUCUUCACCCUGGGCCCUGUGGCAGAGACACUUGCGCCCGCCAUUCCGCUUCUUAUUUUGGGUAGAUUCCUCUCCGGAAUUGGUUCCGGUGCUGCCAUUGUGGUUGGCCCGAUCUAUAUCUCAGAGAUCGCUCCUCCCAGUGCUCGAGGCUUCUUCGGUGCCUUUACUCAAAUCAUGACCAAUGUCGGUAUACUGUUGACCCAAACCCUGGGGUAUUUCUGGAGCGAAGCAAACAUCUGGAGACUGAUCUUAGCUGUGGCUGGAAUAAUUGGUGCCUUGGAACUUCUGGGGCUGUUCUUGGUACCGGAGAGUCCUGCCUGGCUCGCAGAACACCAGAAGGUUGGCUAUGCUCGCAGAGUCCUACAGCGGAUCCGCGGCCGAGAUGCUGAUAUUGAAGCGGAGAUUGCUAGCUGGAGGAUUUCGGAUGCUCCAUCCGGUGAAGAAGAGUCUUUGCUCGCCCCAUCAGAGACUCAAUCUUCCAAGAAGCCUUCUGUUACGUUCAUGCAGGUUGUCAAGGACCCUUACUAUCGCCCGGCCAUUGUCGCUGUGGUUGGAGUGAUGGUGGCUCAACAAUUGACCGGAAUGAACAGCAUUGUUAUGUACAGUGUGUCCCUGCUGCAGACCAUCCUACCUACGACAGCCGCGUUACUGACAGUGAUGAUCUCGGCUAUCAAUCUCCUGAUCACGCUGGCGUGCUCUCCACUACCGGACCGCAUCGGCCGCAAGACGUGUCUCAUGCUGAGCAUCUGUGGUAUGGGCAGCAGUUCUAUUCUUCUCGCAAUUAGCAUCUACAUAAACGCGAAGAUCCUGACUGCGAUCGCAGCAUUGCUCUUCGUGGCAUGCUUCGCGGUCGGACUUGGCCCAGUCCCUUUUAUUCUGGCCUCCGAGCUGGUUGGACCAGAAGCAGUUGGCGCAGCGCAGAGUUGGGCAUUGGGUGCCAACUGGAUUGCGACCUUUGUGGUCGCGCAAUUCUUCCCCAUCCUCAAUGAUGCUCUCGGGGGCCGCGGAAAGGUCUAUUGGGUCUUUGCAGCUAUGGCAGGGUUACUAGGUGGCUUCAUCUAUCGAUAUGUACCAGAGACCAAAGGCAAAGCCAAUGCUGAUGAAGUCUGGAAUCGGACGGACCGACGACAAGACUAA